Messenger RNA from Aspergillus saccharolyticus JOP 1030-1, 1047 nucleotides. Its product is annotated as OBAP family protein. The coding region runs from base 324 to 1025 and encodes 233 amino acids. The transcript is spliced from 3 exons. The record is from RefSeq and is a predicted model, not a curated record. Lineage: Eukaryota; Fungi; Ascomycota; Eurotiomycetes; Eurotiales; Aspergillaceae.
UCAUGACCAUGGAAAAUAGAUCCCACCCCCGCAAGAGCAAUCAGCCACAACCGUGACUCUCAAUUCAAACCCCUCUUCAAUCACCCAAGCCAUCGCCGAAGCCACUCGUCGACUUCCACCUUGAGUUGGACGCCGGCUGCCAUGUUUACCAUCGACUCAAUCAUGGUGACGUCAGACGAUGUACCAGACAGUGAGUUACUUCUUAUUGUAAAUGAUAAAAUACGAGAAAGCUUCAAGUUCUCUACACGUUCUGUUUUGCUUCACUAUCUUCUCUCGAGUCCACUUUCUUCUGACACCACAACUUGUUCAAUAAAUCCACCACAAUGUCCCACGCACACCACCACAACCCCCAAGAAGAAAAACCCCCCGGCGACCCCCUCAGCACCAAGAGCCGCGUCCUCGAGACCGGCGCCGCCAUCGUGCAGGACUUCGCCCCGGUCAAGAACAUCUGCGCGCAUCUGAAUGCUUUUCAUGUUUAUGCCUCGGAUAAGACGCGGUGUGUCGAGGCGAACCACUAUUGCUCGCAUAUCACGGAGGACAUCCGACAAUGCCUCCUCUACGACAGCCCAUCCUCCACCGCCCGCCUUUUGGGAGUGGAAUACAUGAUCACCCCCAAACUCUACAACACGCUCCCGCCCUCCGAGCGCCGGCUGUGGCACACGCACGAGUUCGAAGUCAAGAGCGGCAUGCUGGUGAUGCCGGCGCCGGCCGGGGUGCCGUCCGCCGCCUGGGAGGCCGCCGAGACCAGCGAGAUGCAGGAUAUCAUUCCGCUGUACGGCAAGACGUACCACUUCUGGCAGGUGGACCGCGGGGAUCCGGUGCCGAUGGGCGCGCCGGAAUUGAUGGCGAGUUUCACGUCGGAGGAGCGCGUGAAGGUCGCCGUGCCGGGCGGGAUGGAGGAGCUGUGUCGGGGGAGGGAUGAGCGGUUUGGGGUGGAUUUCAAGACGAAGAGGGAAAAGAGGAAGGGGUUGGAGGGGGCGGAAUUACAUUCUGAUGCGGAUGCGAUGUGGGAGGAUGAGAAGUGAUUUAUUUACCUCCUAGGUCUCU